UGUUUUGUUUUGUGAGUUGGAUUGGACUUGGAUUGGACGUAUUUCUAUGAAUCUAUGUACUCCACGUUUUGAUGGUGGUCAAUACCCAUUCUGAAUUUUCCCCGAAUUUUCGCUUUUCAGACCGUUUUCCCCUAUGUCUGCAGUUUCAAUUUAUUCCUGAUUGUUAAUCUUACCUCCAACGCUCAAGUUAAUGUUCCUUUCUCCUUUUCAUCGAAUCAUCAUUGUUAAUUCCCUAAUUUCACUGUCACUGUAAUCAUCCGCGAAAAUCCUGCCGGCUAGACUCAUCUCGUAUGUCAAGCAUGACACUUUUUCACUCCCUCUUUCCAGUUUUGCUCUCUGAAUGAUUUUAGCAGUAUGUCAAAGUCAGUAAUGGGAAGAAAUGUUGUUCGCCUUAUUGGAGAGAGGCAAAUCAAUGAAAGUGCUAGAAGAAUCGUCCGUAGCAGAUUACAUGUGACAGAUAAAUUUAUAGAACGUUUAGGAUUAGAAGAAGAAUUAAAAGGGCAUGAAGGUUGCGUCAAUUGUCUGGAAUGGAACACCACUGGAGAGCUUCUCGCUUCCGCAUCGGAUGAUGUUCAUAUCAUUCUGUGGUGUCCAUUCAGGAAGAAGAAAUUGAAGUCUAUUACAACACGUCACAUCGGAAACAUUUUUUCUGUGAAGUUUUUACCAUCUGGAAGAGACAAUAUUAUCAUUAGUGGCUCAGGUGAUCAUCAAGUACAUGUUCAUGAUAUCGAAGCCAAUGAAACACUAAAUAUUUGUUCAUGUUCAACUGGAAGAGUGAAGCGCAUCGCCACUCAUUAUCUUCACCCUCAUCUUUAUUGGGCUGCCGCUGAGGAUGGUGCGAUUAGGCAAUAUGACACAAGAGUUCCCCAUUCAUGCAGUGGCAACACAAAGAAUGUUUUAGUUUAUUUGAAGAAGCAUUUAAAUGAUUUUGCCGAAGCUAAGUGCCUUGCAUUGAAUCCAUGCCGCCCUGAAAUGCUUGCAGUUGGUGCAAAUGACCCGUUUGUGCGGUUGUACGAUAGAAGGAUGAUUAACCUAACACAUGUUAAGAAUCGAAAUUUAGAGUCCACAAGUUCCCUGUUCAAUAAUUCUUUUUUAACUGUUGCGGAUGAAUUAAGUCAAGAAGAUAAUUUGCCCCCAAAUUGUGUACAAUAUUUUACUGCAGGUCACUUGAAUCGGAGGACAAUGGAUUUAAAGUCUGUUAGAAGCUUCUCUACAACUUACCUUAUAUUUAGUGAAAAUGGAGAAGAUUUACUGGUGAAUCUUGGUGGAGAACACAUCUAUUUGUUCAACAUGGCUCAGAGAAGAGUAGCAGAUUCAUUCCAUUUACCUACCUCGACUGAAUCAUUUUACAAAUUCUCCACAGGUUGUUCAAGUUCUUUCAAUGGCGGUUUAAAUGGUCAAAGCAACAGUCAUAAUGAAAAUAUCAAAGAAAUUUAUGAUGAAAAACCACAAGAAUCAUUACCUGAAAACAUCGAGGGCCUCAGAUCUAGUGUGAGUACCAGUACAAAGCUAAGUGAAGUUCACCAUUCAGUUUUAUUAGUUUUACUUAUGUAUUCUGAUGCUUUAGCGUGUAUGAGCGUAGAGGACAGGCCAUAUUUGCUGUCUGAAAAAGAAAAAGCUAGAAGGGAAAAUCAAAACUCGCAAAAAAAGGAAAAAAAGGUGGAUAAACAAGUGUUACAGGAAGAAUUACCAGGUGAAGGAUAUGCUGAUAGAAGAUAUCUUGCGUCAAAUGAACUUGAAGCUGCACGGAAGCAGAUGAAAAAAAAGAAGCGUACCCUUCGGGAAGAAAGACAAAAGCAAAAAGCCGAAGCAUAUGCUAAGAGACUCUCUGAAAAAAUUAUAUUGUCAGGAUCGUCUUCACAAGAUUCUAAACCGUCAUCUCAAGGAAGUGUUUUUGAGUCUAAGUUACAAUCGCCCAAGAGAAAGCGGUUGCAAAUAUUAGACGAGGAAUUGAGUUUAACUUUAGAUCGCACGAGAACCUCCAAUCGAAACGCCACUUUUCUCAUCGCAAAAACCGCUAAAUCAAUGGGUGUUGAUGUGAAGACUCUAACCGUUAGCGAGGCAUCUGUGAGACGAAGAAGAGCUGAGCUAAGAAAAAAUUCUGCUCAACGAAUUCAAAAGAGCUUUAAUCCUGACGUGCCUCUCACAAUACAUGUAGAUGGCAAACUUUUACCUCCAUUGAUGGGUGGUAAGAAAAAGGUUGACCGAUUACCAAUUUUAGUCACAGGUCACAACAUUGAUCAACUUUUAAGUGUACCUGCAUUGCCCUCUGGCAAAGGUAUCUUUAUAGCUGAGGCAAUUUGCCAAACUGUUCGGGAGUGGAAUAUAGAGGAGCAAGUCAAAUCUAUAUGCUUUGAUACCACGUCCUCAAACACUGGAGUUAAAAGUGGUUCUUGUGUCUGUACGGAGCGAAUCUUAGGUAAACGUCUCUUAUAUUGUGCUUGUCGUCAUCAUGUUUCUGAACUCCUUCUCGAUGCUGCAGUCACUUCUCGCAUAGGCAAGAGGAACCAACCUGAAAAUCCUAUUUUUACCAACUUCCGUGACAAGUGGGAGGAUAUCAAUCCAAGCACCUAUACGACGGCCCUAGACGACCCUGACAUUCUUGAAAAUGUGCAGCCUAUCAAGACAGAACUUUUAAACUUCUGUUUCGAGCAACUUUCGAAUAUCUGUGGAUUUAUUUAUUUUUUAUUGAAGUCAUUUCAUCUGUUCUUUUCCAGGGAUGGAGAUACAUAUGCUGCUCUGAGAGAUUGUUAUAUGACUCUGAAAUUAGAUCCAAAUCAUGUUAAAGCCUUCUUCAGAUUGGCCAGAUGUCUUUAUCGAUUGAAUUGGUUGAAAGAAGCAAAACGAUGUCUCGAAGAAUUCAAGGCUAAAUUUCCAUCUCAUGGUUCAACUCAUGCCACCCAAGCUUUAGAAAAAGAUAUCAAAGAUGCUCUCAAAGAGCCCAAAGGAGAAAAAGAUUCUGAUGACCCUAACAAAAACAACAAAGUUCCAAACUGGUACGGCCUUUGCUCUCAGCAAGAAUGGGAAUGGCGACAAAAAGCCUUUGACUACGAGAAAAGAUACCUGGGUCAUUGCAACACAGCAACAGAUAUCAAAGAAGCUAACUUUUUUGGCAGUGAUGGUCAAUAUAUAGUGGCGGGCUCUGAUGACGGAGCACUUUAUGUUUGGGAUCGCCAAACAGAAAACAAUGUCAAAAUUCUGAAAGGCGACUCGUCGAUAGUAAACUGUUUACAACCGCAUCCUUUUCUUUGUCUUCUGGCAACUAGUGGUAUUGAACCUGUAGUACGUCUGUGGUCUCCUCAACCGGAGGAUGGGAAGGUGGAUUCCAGAGAAGAAACUGAUUUUGAAAAGGCAGCUCAUAAAAAUCAACGCAGAAUGAAAACCGACCCUUUUGACAUUGUACUCAUGAACUGGGGAAUCCGCUCCGUAGAACAAGAAGAGAACGUUGUCCGCAUAAGGAUGACAGAUAGAGAUAAUCACACUCAUACUUGUCGACCAAGUUAAUGAUCAUCAUCACAACGACGAAAUAGACCUUAUUCUGAGAGUAUGUCCAUUUCCAUUGUAUAAUUGAAAAAUCUUUCAGUUUUAAACAGUGUGCUUUUAAUGAUGAAGACCAUGACUUCGUUUUAACAGUCUCAAAAUUCAAAAAAAAUCCAGGAUCUAAUUUGGGUCUCUCUUACUUACUCUAAUGUCCCUUUUCUCUUGUAGUUUUGUUCAACCAAAGAAUUUUGUUAGGCUUUAUAGCAUCACACUUCUUUUGUUGCUAGGUUUUAGUGAGAAUAGUGGAAUUAAUUUUAACAAUUGUCCGAGUUAUGUUCACACCUUGCUCUCUCCUCUUUGCCUUAAAUUGGUAUUUUUCCUAUGUAUUAAAGGAAAAGUUUUCAUACGGGUGAGUCGAUAAAAGUUGAGCAAAAUUUCCUUGCAAGUAAAAAUGCCUUUUUGCGUUUUGUUCUUCACUGUAUCUAAGUUACCUCUGUAUUUGCAAUAUUUCUGUUCAAAACUAUAAAUAUUGUCAUGAAAAUCAUCAAAUACUAUGUUUUAUAGAUCGCCAGUAAAACAUUGUCGUUUGAGACCUCUGCAGUUGUCUGCCUCUAACAAUAAUUUCUGAAUAAAUUGUUCCAUUUAUCGCA
Bemisia tabaci is the source of this 4130-nucleotide messenger RNA. Lineage: Eukaryota; Metazoa; Arthropoda; Insecta; Hemiptera; Aleyrodidae. The record is from RefSeq and is a predicted model, not a curated record.